CGCGGCGCCCAGAGACCUGGGCUCGGCAGUACCCAUGGUGCUUCCCGGCAGAGCCAUGGCCACUUUCCGCUUGGCCCUCAUCCAGCUUCAGGUCUCUUCCAUCAAGUCAGAGAACCUCACUCGAGCCUGUGGCCUCAUCCGGGAGGCAUCGAAGCAAGGAGCCCAGAUAGUCUCCCUGCCUGAAUGCUUUAAUUCUCCAUAUGGCACAAAAUAUUUUCCUGAAUAUGCAGAGAAAAUUCCUGGUGACUCCACACAGAAGCUUUCUGAAGUGGCAAAGGAGUGCAGCAUAUAUGUCAUUGGAGGGUCCAUUCCUGAAAAGGAUGCUGGGAAAUUAUAUAACACCUGCGCCGUGUUUGGACCUGAUGGAACUCUACUGGUAAAGCACAGAAAGCUCCAUCUGUUUGACAUUGAUGUUCCUGGGAAAAUCACAUUUCAAGAAUCUGAAACAUUGAGUCCUGGUGAUAGUUUCUCCACAUUUGAUACUCCUUACUGCAGUGUGGGCCUGGGUAUCUGCUAUGACAUCCGCUUCUCAGAGCUGGCGCAGAUCUAUGCACAGAGAGGCUGCCAGCUGUUGGUAUAUCCUGGAGCUUUUAAUCUAACCACCGGGCCAGCCCACUGGGAGUUGCUUCAGCGAGGCCGGGCUGUUGAUAAUCAGGUGUACGUGGCCACAGCAUCUCCUGCCCGGGAUGAGAAAGCCUCCUAUGUUGCCUGGGGACACAGCACCGUCGUGAGUCCUUGGGGGGAGGUCCUUGCCAAAGCUGGCACUGAAGAGACGAUCGUGUAUGCAGAUAUAGACCUGAAGAAGUUGGCUGAAAUUCGCCAGCAAAUCCCCAUUUUUAGCCAGAAGCGAUCAGACCUCUAUGCAGUGGAGGCCAAAAAAUCCUGAUGUUUCCGACAUGUCAUGAAACAGGAAGAUAUGUUUCUACAGGAUAAUCGACAAUCUUAUGAAUUCUUUAAUGGAAAUUUUUUAAAAAAUAAUUUCAGCCUUUUCCCUUCCUGGAAAGGGAAGCUCUGUUGGGAUGAUGGAACUAAUGCUGGCAUUCUCCAAACCAUAUAAAAUGGUCAAAAAGGGCUGGCAUUGAAGAACAGGAGGUGGGCGGUGGG
Budorcas taxicolor (takin) is the source of this 1104-nucleotide messenger RNA. It is a transcript of the gene NIT2, whose product is annotated as nitrilase family member 2. Gene Ontology annotation, molecular function: omega-amidase activity. The record is from RefSeq and is a predicted model, not a curated record. The transcript has 10 exons. Gene Ontology annotation, cellular component: mitochondrion. Gene Ontology annotation, biological process: oxaloacetate metabolic process; L-glutamine metabolic process. NCBI's taxonomy places the organism in Eukaryota, Metazoa, Chordata, Mammalia, Artiodactyla, Bovidae. The coding region runs from base 35 to 886 and encodes 283 amino acids.